Messenger RNA from Stylonychia lemnae, 486 nucleotides. The record is from the annotation of a GenBank genome assembly. Lineage: Eukaryota; Ciliophora; Spirotrichea; Sporadotrichida; Oxytrichidae.
AUGAAUGUACUCCAGUCCUAGAUUAAAGCGAAAAAUGAUCAAGAUUCAUUCAUGCGCGAGGAAAAAGAAAGAUAGAAAUCUCAAAUCAAAUUUAAACAAGAACUGAAUCAAAAUAUGGAUUCUGACAUUAAAAAUCAGAUCAAAAUGCAGCAGAAUUCCUACAAGAAAAUGUUAGAUGAAUAGAAAUUUCAGGAAAGUUUAAAUUAUAGUCAAAAUAGAAGUACAAUGAGUAUUAAUGAUCGUGAUGAUAGUGAUACAAGAUCUAGGUCCUAGCUCAGAAAUCUAAAUGGGUCUAUGAGAGAUGGUAGUAGCUAUUAUGGAGAUUAUACUUAUCAUCAAUAGAAUCAAAGCUAGUAUAUGAAUAAGAUAGAUAUAAUGAAUCAAAAUGCUUAGUACAAGGGCAAUAAUAUUAUGGAUUAAUCUUAGAUAAAAUAUGGUUAAAGUAUGUCUAGUAGUUUGGAAAGGCCCUAUCAUUAACGUAAUUGA